AUGAAGAAUAUAUUAUUGGGUUUUUGUUUCGUCGGAGUGAUUUUAUCGGAAGCACAACCAGAUAUUCCACGUGAUUGGAUUACGAUGGUUGAUCCUUGCACGAAAAAAAUGACAGAACAAAUUCAAGAGGAAUUAACGGCUGCCAUGACCUAUUUAGCAAUGGGAGCUCAUUUUUCAAAAGAUACCAUCAACAGACCCGGCAUAGCCGAAUACUUUUUCAAAAGUGCUUCGGAAGAAAGAGAACACGCAAUUAAAUUAAUUGAUUAUUUGCUUAUGAGAGGAGAAUUAACUCACGACAUUAAAAAUUUAAUUAAAGAUCCUAUGCCGGAUAGAACCCAUUGGGAAAAUGGUCACGGUGCAUUCAAACAUGCACUCUCUUUGGAAAAUCACGUAACGAACAAAAUCAGAGAUAUAAUUAUUACAUGUGAAACUCCAGUUAGUCCUCCGUUUAAUGACUAUCAUUUGGUUGAUUAUUUGACUGGAGAAUAUUUGGAUGAACAACACAAAGGCCAAAGAGAACUUGCUGGAAUGAUUUCCAUUUUGGGUAAAAUGUUAGAUCACCAUGGUACAAUUGGUGAAUUUUUAUUCGAUAAAAAAUUAUCAAGCAAUGAAUUAUUUUAGUUAAAUAUUUUUGAAAGUAUCCAUAUUUACAUAUAUAUAUAUUUUUUUAGCAGUGUCAUUAUGUAUUAUUAAAAAAAAAAAAAAAUAAUCAGUAAUAUUUUAGCAGUUUAAAAAAAAAAUGGUUAUUUAAAUUUUUUUUUUUUUAUUAAUUUUGUAUAAGGAUGUACUGUAUGCAUUUACUGCCUGUGAUUAUUAUUAUUAUUAUUAUUAUUAUUAUUGUAAAAUGAAAAUUAUAUAUAAUUUUUAUUUUUUUUUUUUUUACAUUGUUGCAAAUUUGUAAAAUAUAUC
Molecule: messenger RNA, 909 nt
Organism: Pediculus humanus corporis (human body louse)
Lineage: Eukaryota; Metazoa; Arthropoda; Insecta; Psocodea; Pediculidae
Product: secreted ferritin S subunit precursor, putative
Exons: 2
Coding region: 1-621 (206 amino acids)
Biological process (GO): intracellular iron ion homeostasis; iron ion transport
Cellular component (GO): cytoplasm
Molecular function (GO): ferrous iron binding; ferric iron binding
Source: RefSeq, a predicted model, not a curated record